This is a messenger RNA of Phymastichus coffea, 489 nucleotides long. RefSeq lists its product as uncharacterized. The transcript is spliced from 2 exons. Lineage: Eukaryota; Metazoa; Arthropoda; Insecta; Hymenoptera; Eulophidae. The coding region runs from base 1 to 489 and encodes 162 amino acids. The record is from RefSeq and is a predicted model, not a curated record.
AUGUUCAAGUUAAUGCAAAUAGUUUUUAACAGAAGACUUGCCACUUCAAGAUGUUCAAGAAUUAGUAAAUCUAAAACAUUUUGCACAAGCAAUAAUUAUAAUCAUAGAUUGAUGAUUGCUUCAAAUUUUUCAUGUCAUACACAAAUUAAAUACAAGUACAGAAGUAAUAGUAAAACUAGUAGAAAUGAGAAUAGAACAGAAGACUUAGAUGAUGAAUCAGAUGAUGAAAAUUUUGAAGAACUUGAAGAAACUGGGAAAAAAAUAGUCACUGUCAAUAUCAAAUCUACAAGAUUGGAUGUUGUUAUAAAAGCUGGUUUUGGUGAUGAAAUUGACUUGAUACAUUCUACAACUCCACAUAAUCCAGAUAUGCUAGUUGUAACAAGAAUAUUAAUUUUAAAGAUUUCUAAUAAUAAUGAUAUGUACCAAAUUAAACUAGCUCGAGAUAAAAAUUUAACAAUACAUAGGAAGGCUGUUGAAGAUGAUGAAUAA